GGGCGGAGGGGGCGGUGCAGCUGGCUUUUUGUAUGCCACAGGCAAGACACAACCGGAAGUUAGCAAAAGGAAACCUCUCGAAGGGGACUUCAAUUCCUUUUUGUGAGCGCCGACUAAAAGAUUUGUAAUCAUGGUGAAGAUUUUCGUGGGAAAUCUGCCCAGAGCGACAAACGAGGAUGAGAUCAAGGCACUCUUUACCGAGUAUGGCACUGUGACAGAAUGUGCCAUCAUCAAAAACUUUGCCUUCGUCCACAUGGACGACCGCAAGGCUGCCACCAAAGCCAUCAAGAAUCUGCACCUCUACAAGCUGCAUGGCACGCCAAUCAACGUGGAGGCCAGUCACGGAAAGAACCAGGGCUCAGUCAAACUGCAUGUAGCAAAUGUAGAGAAAGGAUCUGAUGAUGAGCUGCGUGCUUUGUUCGAGGAGUACGGCACGGUCACAGAGUGUGCUGUUGUUAAGAAUUUUGCUUUUGUACACAUGUCCAACUCUGACGAGGCCAUGGAUGCCAUCAAGGGACUGGACAACACAGAAUUUCAAGGCAAACGCAUCCAUGUCCAGAUUUCCAAGAGUCGUCCCAGACAUGAAGAACGGGAUGAUUACCCUCCUCCCCCAGACAGGGGUGGCUAUUGGCCCCCACGCUAUCCAGGAGAGUGGCCCGAGCCUCCUCCACCUGGCUACAUGAGGGGUCGUCUUAGCCACAUACCCCCAGGUUACCCUGCCCCUCCUCUGCCUCCCCCUCCCCCUAGACGAGCAGUUUAUCCAGAUCGCCCUUACGAUGCUGAGAGGGACAGAUAUGGCGUGGUAGAUUACUAUGAGAAGUAUCGAGCCCGUCCGUAUGGCAUGGCCACCUACGACGACCAGCGUCCCGGCGUGCCUCCUCCUCCCCCUCCCCCGUCAGCCGUCGUCCGAGACCGUCUUCCGAACUCGUCGCUCGACCCAUAUGAGCGUCGGCCCCUUCCUCCACCUCCUCCGUCCUCAUACUACGCCCGAGAUCGAAGUCCGCUUAGGAGACCGCCUACCACACCAGCCCCUGCCAGUAACGGCUACUCCUAUGAUCGCUCUGCAUACGGAGUUCCACGUGCAAGGGACCCCUACGCAGAUCGGCUGCCUCCGCCACCGCCUGCACGCUACGCUUAUUAAGCAAGGGCGGCGCAUUUUGAAGGAUUGUCGUCCGACUGCGUCGCCGCUCGGCGCCUCCUGAUGCACGUGACUCUAUCCUCUCCCUGUCAGUGGCUGAGCGCGUAACGUUCCCCUGCGAUGCUGACAGGAGGAACCGAAUAGCCGACGUCCACGUCUCUUUCUGUUUUUAUUACUUUGAGGCAAUUUUUACACUCGUAUUUUUCCUCCUGGUUGUUUUAAUAUGUAAUUGUGCUGUAGUACUUUUACUGCUUGCCGUCUGGAGUAGGUGUUUAUUUUUUAUUUUAUUUUUUUUGUACUUUUUCGUUUGAGUAAUACUGAUGUUGUUUGUGACCUUAGAGAAGCUGAAUGAGUUCAGCAACAGUUUCUAGGCGAUACUUGUGACUGUAGAUUUAACUGAACUUAACUUUGUUUGGUAUAAAAUCUAAUCUGCACGUUGACUCCAUCAUGUAAAACUUUUACACCGCACAACAAACCGCUGUGAAAAACUUAAACUGCUCAAAUGUAGGAGUUCGAUGCAUGCAGGAAGUAACUGUUAACUUACAGAAAAUAAAUGUCAAUCGGAAGCCUCCUCAGAGCGUUUAUAUGUGCAUUGUCAAACACUUCUAAUUAACCUGAUUCAAAUAUUGUUGUAGGGUCACCGGAAAUAUCAUUAUUUUAAAAGUUAUCCGUUUGUUAGCGAUGAAAUACCGUGAGACAAGCUUGUUAAAAUCGUCACGCUGAUUAAAAAAAACACGCCCAAACUUUC
Molecule: messenger RNA, 1886 nt
Organism: Maylandia zebra (zebra mbuna)
Lineage: Eukaryota; Metazoa; Chordata; Actinopteri; Cichliformes; Cichlidae
Product: RNA-binding protein 4.1
Cellular component (GO): nucleus
Molecular function (GO): mRNA binding
Source: RefSeq, a predicted model, not a curated record